UUUAAAAUAAAGUAGAGCGUGUUUGUUUUGGGUUUCAGAGAAAGAAAUAUGAGAAGUUUAGGAGAAGCAACGAGAAUGCAGUACUUUACAAUGAAGCAAAUCAAUCUGUCGCGUUUACCGACGAGGCGCUUGAAAUUAUCUACGCAAAACGUCGCCGUCGAACGGCGCCAAAUGCGCGACGGACGCGGUGAUACUUCGUCACGUGUCACCGACUCCGUCGAUUAAAAAGGGGAGGAAAACGGAAAUUAAACGGCGAUUAUCGCCAGUUAUCACACGCUUGACUCACGUAGCCCGCUCGUUGCGGAAAUUGCACGGAGUUCGCGACAAAGUUGGGUGUGCAACAUGACGCAGACCAUUGCUGUCCUGUCUAUGAUUCCUAGGUUAUCUUACCACCUGCGCUCGCAGUUGCCGAAUCUGCGCAUUUCGAACGUAUCACCAGGUAACGGACAAGUUGAUACUUUAUCCAAACUCAAUGAGGCAGAAAUAUUAAUAGCUGACUGUGAUUUAUUAAUACCUUAUGCAAACAAGUUGACAUCGAUCAAAUGGAUACAGGCGACCUGGGCUGGUUUGGAUAAAUUCAUCCCACAUGUGCAAAACACGCGAAGAGAUUAUAUAUUGACUCGUUUCUCAGGCGAGUCAUUUGGUCUAGCCAUGUCUGAGUACGUGAUAGCGCAAAUUGUCAACUACGAGCGUGACCAGAGACAACAAUACGAGAAUCAAAGGCUUGCUGAAUGGAAACAAGAAGGCAGAUUGAUAAAUCACAGAUUUAUACAUGAUUUAACCAUAGGUAUCUUAGGAAUAGGAACAAUAGGAAAGUCGGUUGCAGAGAAGUUAAAGUUAUUUGGCGCAAGUAUCUGGGGAAUGACACGUACCGUUCCGAAAGAGAAAUUACCAUACCUCGAUGAACACAGAACCGUAGAUAAUUUGCCGGACAUCCUGAAAAAUUGCGACUACAUCAUUAAUGUGUUACCUUCAACUCAGGAUACAAUAGGACUUUUAAAUGGCAACGUCUUGGAACAUUGCAAAAGCAAGAAUGCAGUUUUCAUGAACAUAGGCCGGGGUUCCGUUAUUAAAGAAACGGAUCUAAUAAAUGCUCUUGAGCAGAAGUGGAUUUCAGCUGCUAUUUUAGAUGUGUUUGAAAAAGAGCCAUUGCCAAAGGAGAGCAAGUUAUGGAGCCUUCUACAAGUAACAAUCUCACCACAUAAUUCAGGUAUAACAACUGCUCAUAAUGUUGCGAAGCUAUUCGCCGCGAAUUAUGCUAGAUAUGUAAAUGGAGAAAGUAUGAUAAAUGUGUUUGAUUUUAAUAAAGGUUAUUAAAGGUUUAGGAUUAUACAAUGUUUCAUCACGAUAACAAGAAGCAUACACACAAUAAAUAUUUAUUGUUAAAAUAUACGUACAGAUUGAAAGAAAUAUGUUUUAGAUAUCUUGAGCUUCGUAAUUGUUUCUGAUAAAGUUUAAGUCACAUAUAACUUAAUCUUAUACUUAUAUAAUUUUCCAAAAAAUAAAAUGCCUAUCAUUUUUUAUACAGUUCUUUAAGAUACGUAUCUUUAGAUUCAAACUAUCUAUUAAAUAUAGAUAUCUCUGUCAUAAAAUUCGCAAAA
Molecule: messenger RNA, 1601 nt
Organism: Acromyrmex echinatior (Panamanian leafcutter ant)
Lineage: Eukaryota; Metazoa; Arthropoda; Insecta; Hymenoptera; Formicidae
Molecular function (GO): NAD binding
Source: RefSeq, a predicted model, not a curated record